Benincasa hispida (wax gourd) is the source of this 402-nucleotide messenger RNA. NCBI's taxonomy places the organism in Eukaryota, Viridiplantae, Streptophyta, Magnoliopsida, Cucurbitales, Cucurbitaceae. The record is from RefSeq and is a predicted model, not a curated record.
AUGUCUCCGUAUGCAUUGGUAUUUGGUAAAGCAUGUCAUCUGCCAUUGGAGCUGAAAUAUAACGUGUUGUGUGCGGUAAAGAAGCUUAACUUUGAUUUAAGAGCAGCAGGAGAAGCAAGAAAGCAACAACUGGUCGAGCUUAAUGAGUGGAGAACGCAAGUUUAUGAAAAUGCCAAAAUAUACAAGGAACGGACAAAACGAUGGCAUGACAGUAGGCUAUGCGGUAAAAAUCUCCAUGUUGGACAAAAGGUCUUACUCUUCAAUUCACGCCUCCGGCUCUUUCCUGGCAAGUUAAAGUCGUGUUGGUCCGGACCCUUCAUCAUCAAAGAAAUAUUGCAGCAUGGUAUGGUGGAGCUGGUUACUGAGGUCGGGAGCCGUACAUUUAAGGUUAAUGGGCAGUGA